Cladophialophora psammophila CBS 110553 is the source of this 564-nucleotide messenger RNA. RefSeq lists its product as uncharacterized. The record is from RefSeq and is a predicted model, not a curated record. The transcript is spliced from 2 exons. NCBI's taxonomy places the organism in Eukaryota, Fungi, Ascomycota, Eurotiomycetes, Chaetothyriales, Herpotrichiellaceae. Bases 1 to 564 code for a protein of 187 amino acids.
AUGGUUCAGGCUAUGAAUCCACCUCCACCGUCUGCUGCAGUCGCCGAACCCCAGCAGAAAGUGUCAAGGCAGUUUUCUACCGCGAUUGGCCCUUCCUCAGACGAGACGUCACCAACCGUCCCCGCCAAAGACGAAGCACCAGCACCAACUGCUGUAGGCCCAGCCUUGACGGUGACCCUGCUCCUCACCUCAGGAGCACGGCAUCCCUUCAAGCUGGACAACAAAUACUUCGCCAAGCGCAACGUCGAGGUUCCGGAAAAUGAUCCGUUUAACCUAAGCGUCUACAAGCUGAAGGAGUUGAUUUUGCGCGAAUGGCGGGAAGAGUGGGAGACAAAACCGUCCAGUCCGACUUCCAUCCGGCUGAUAAGUAUGGGCAAGCUAUUGGAUGAUAAAGCAUCCCUAAAAGAUUACAAGUUCUCCGUCGACGCACCGAAUGUGCUGCACAUGACAAUCAAACCGCAAGACUAUGUUGAAGAAGACGACGCCAAGGGCGGCAAAUCCACAUACUCAGCACACCGCGAGGGUGAGGGCAGAAGCCCCGGCUGUCGUUGCAUCAUCAUGUGA